Messenger RNA from Aaosphaeria arxii CBS 175.79, 819 nucleotides. RefSeq lists its product as uncharacterized. NCBI's taxonomy places the organism in Eukaryota, Fungi, Ascomycota, Dothideomycetes, Pleosporales. The record is from RefSeq and is a predicted model, not a curated record. The transcript is spliced from 2 exons. The coding region runs from base 1 to 819 and encodes 272 amino acids.
AUGUCGUUCGUUCUCGUUUGCAACGAAGCAGAAGAUGACGCAGUGUCUUUCUGGGAGGCACCAUCUUGCGGCAUGUCCUUUCAGACCGACAAAGGGGAACCGAUGACACUGAGCAGAAGCAAACUUCUGGCUGCAUGCCCUUCUCUAGAAGUUUCUGAAGUUGCUAACUUUCAACAGACCCCUCACGUCGCCCAACAAUUCUCUAAGAAUUGGAAGGACGGCGCGUUCGACCAACCUCCCAACCUCCCAACCCACGAAUCGAAGCCUCCGUCGAGCAAAUCGCGCUGCACAGCUUCCCAAAACCCCCUCCAUUCGAUCGUCAAUCCUCAGAAAGAUCCAAAAGCAACGCCUUUCAACCCUCCUAACCUCCCAAUCGAAGCCCGUGUCGACCGAUUCACACACUCCGAGCCAGGGAACGAUUCCCUGCAAACAAGCAUCAACCACAAUAUGUCACGCCCCCGCGGGUAUUUGGUCGCACUCCGACACGAUCAUGAGGGCACUCUCAAGCUGUGCAUCUCCACUGGAGAUGGCUCCGAAUCCAAAACCCUCAAACCCGAUCACAGCUGCAUCUGGGUCAUGAUGGAUGCCGCGGCCAACACCAUAACCACGGAAGAGGGGGCAGCUACACCCUUCAUGGUUCAUGAACUAGGUUGGUUCACCAAUCCAACCUUGUUGAAAUCAAUCUGCCUUGCGACCCCGGUACCCCUACACCAGGCCGGCCACGUUUCCACCUUCCAUGCUUGGGUGGCCAUGUUGCUGCACAAUCUCCAAGUCCAUCACAGCUCCCGCUGGGCUCCGAAUCUUGGCAACAUCAUGUAA